Penaeus indicus is the source of this 4400-nucleotide messenger RNA. It is a transcript of the gene Ccm3, whose product is annotated as programmed cell death protein 10-like. NCBI's taxonomy places the organism in Eukaryota, Metazoa, Arthropoda, Malacostraca, Decapoda, Penaeidae. Gene Ontology annotation, cellular component: FAR/SIP/STRIPAK complex. Gene Ontology annotation, biological process: positive regulation of MAP kinase activity; regulation of Golgi organization. Bases 127 to 768 code for a protein of 213 amino acids. The record is from RefSeq and is a predicted model, not a curated record. The transcript is spliced from 5 exons. Gene Ontology annotation, molecular function: protein kinase binding.
AUCCGCUGCGAGAGGAGGUUCAACUCAGCCGUACCCUCACGUUUUCGGAGAUUUUGUGUCUUCCAGUGUCUUUUCCCGGAAUCUUUGUAUCUUUUUCUCAUCCUCCGAGACCCGUUGGUGGAAAGAAUGACCAUGGGAGACCACGCCCAGAACGCGCCCGUGGCUUCGCUCGUGUUUCCGGUGUUAAUUCGACCGAUUUUGGCGCAGGUCGAGCGAGAGAAUGUAACCUCCGGCCAGACCCUGCGGGCUGCCCUCAGCAAGGUAGAGGCAGCACACCCAGGCUUCACCUACGAGCUGGUGAUGGGGUUGGUACGCAAGGCUGACCUCACCGUAAACAUGAACGAGUCUAUCCUCCGUCUGCAGGGCUCAGUGAACGAGUCAGAGUCUGGUGACUACAGGGUGACCAGAACGGAGGACGCCUUCCAGGAGCUGAACAAGAAGUCGGCCAACCUCAAGCGCAUUCUGUCCCGCAUUCCAGACGAGAUCACAGACAGAAAGACCUUCCUGGAGACAAUCAAGGAGAUUGCCAGCGCCAUCAAGAAGCUCCUGGAUGCCGUCUCCGAGGUUUCACAGUACAUCCCCGGCACACAGGGCAAGCAGUCGCUGGAGCAUCGCAAGCGCGACUUUGUCAAACACAGCAAGAAGUUCAGCAACACCUUAAAGGAGUACUUCAAGGAGGGACAAGCCAAUGCAGUGUUCGUGAGUGCCACUUACCUGAUUCAUCAAACCAACCUAAUAAUGCUCACCGUCAAGGACAAGUGUGAGUGAGAGCCUCCUGGUCAUCUUGCUCACUCACAUAGUCUCCUUCAAAGUCAUCGGGUUGUGCUGCACUGUGAGGCAGAGGAUCCUUGCGUUCCCAUCCUACCCCCAUCAGUCCUUUUCUCCUGCCCCCUACACCCUCUCAGUCCUUUUGGAACAGCAUGCCCACCUGCCAAUAGACUCAAAAAUGGAGUGGUUCCACUCCCCCCUCCUCCUGCACCCUCUCUCCAGCAGGUCCACGAUGGGCAGAUGGAAGGGGAAUGACCUCUGAAGCUCGGGACAGAGACGAGGAUAAAGAGGACCCACUUGUGCUAUAUGAGUGCAGGUGAAGAGGAAGGAAACCAUUGAUUUUCCUCUGAGGCCGAGUGUGCUUGCGUCUGUUAUAUAUAUGUAAAAAGAGAGACAAAAAAAAGAAAAAAAAAAAAGAGAUAGAGCAGUUUGUUGGAUAUAUUUUGAAAAGUAGAUAUUUGCCUUAUAUGUAUAUAAUGCAUAACUUGUAACAUAAGAAAAUCACGAAUAUGCUGUCUAUUUUAAAAAUGAAGUCAAUGCUUUGUGGAAGUAAAAAAAAAUGUAUGCAUUGGAAGUGUGAUGGAAUGCAGUAUGAGAGAAAGCCUGUGGAUGAGAUCUAGCAGUCACUAGAUCAGAUUCCUGUGCAAGAUGUUCAUUCAACAUGUUUUACAGAGUGUUUUUGUCAACUCUGCUUUAUCAAUAUUGUCAUUGCACUUGUGAAAUCAGUCUUCCUAGGCUGUCAUUCAUGAGCACCACUUUAAGGAAUGGCAUAUUGAAUUGGUCUAAGUUUAUAUCUUUUCUUUAGUGUGCUUUACUGGUUCUUAUAAAUCUGUUCAAUGUUCAUAUGUAAUAGAUUUUUUUUAAGCUAGUUCAUACAAAUAAGCUAUGUUCUUUCUUUGUGUCAUUCAUUUCCUGCCCUUUUCUUCUCGUAUAUCAUUAAGCCUCCUAGCUGAAAUUGUACAGUGCUUUGAGCAGUUGUUAGAGAAUUGUAUGUGUAUGAACAAUGCAGAGAGAUGUUUUAUACUGGAUGUCCUUUUUUUUCUUUUUUUUUUUCUUUUUUUUUUUUUUUUUUUUUUUUUACCCAUUCGCCAAGGAUUUAUGUUCUGUCCCCUGUAGUUUUUAGUGAAUUUUGUUACAUACAGAUGGCUCCACAUGUGCUCAGCCGGCAAGGAUUCUAUCAGUAGGCCCUAGUUACCGAUCCUGAUUUUCCCAUUCAUUGAAUUGGCUGUAAAAUUAAUACCAUUGCUAUCGAUACUGAUAUUAUUGUUAUUGAUGUUAUGAUUAUUAAAUUGUCAUUGAAAUAUUUUACACAAUGAAAUGAUACAAAAAAAAAAAAUACAAAAGUGAAGGAAAAGGGUAAACAGGUGAGAUAGGUAGUUCUGAUAAACUGGCUAUUUGGUGAUUAAGAACUUGUAGAGCCAUCUAUGUGUAAAUACAAUAAAUAAAAGUGUAUUACAGUGGGCAUGGCAUAUAUUCUUGGGGCGAAUGGGUUAAGCGAAAGACAAGCCAAGAAGUUAUUUUGUGACAAAAACUUUUCAAAACUUGUUGCUCAUCACACCAAGUAACCAGAGUACAGAAUUGGGAGAGGAAUGCAGAGACCUUAAUCACACCAAGGUUUGACACAUUCCAGUGCUAUGCAGGGCUCAAGGAACUUGCAGUGCCUUUGCCAGGGAGACGUAAACUGUCCCUGAUUUACAUGUUUUGGCUCCACCGGUUUCCUUGGGCUUUUGUGUUAGGUUUAUGUGAUACAGUUUGGUUUUCUUUUAUCUUGUAUCUUUUGUCAUUUCUCCUUAUUUUUUUCUCUUUGUAGUUUUUUUCUUCUUUUAAUUUUAUUUUUCUCUUUACUUUGCUUUUUCUCAUCAUUUUGCCUACUUUUUUUAUAUCACAGCAAUUCUUGGUCAAGACUUCAAAAUUCAUGGAUAUCAUGACAUUAUUUUGUCUGAAUUCUUCUUUGUUACUGAUAUUCUCUCUCUCUCUCUCUCUCUCUCUCUCUCUCUCUCUCUCUCUCUCUCUCUCUCUCUCUCUCUCUCUCUCUCUCUCUCUCUCUUCCUCUUUUCCUCCCUCCCUCCCUUUCUCCUCUCUCUCUCUCUCCCUCUCUCCCUUUUCCCUCUUUCCCUCCCAUUCCUUCUCUCUCCUUUUUUUCUUUUUCUUUUUUUUAUGACAGUUUACAAGCAAAGAGAAACCACUUUGAUAAAUCAUUAAUUCCACUUCAUUUGUUUUUAUUUAUUAAAAUCUAGUCCUAAUUAACAUAUGUGUAUAGUUAAUUGGUCAGUUGCAUGUAGAAUUUGCUUGUUCUGUUAGAUUGGUUGGUUGGCAUACGUACUUCUCUUCAGCAGAAAGCUUUUAUUUAUCAGCAUUGGGGUCCAGGUUGUGCUGCCUCUCAUUGGUGAUCUGGAGCUGUUUUAGCGGCUGCUGUGUCCUUCUUUCCAUUCCUCGUUUUCUCUCCUUUCUUUUAUGAUGAUUUAUUAUGAUUUUUAUAUUAUUACAUGUAUGUAUGUAUGUCUUAUAUUUUUGCAAUAUAGAUUGAUGUACUUUAUUCUGUUUUAUUGUUUUAAUUAUUCUCCUUUUUGCUCCUUUUCUUUGCUCUUUCUUGUUGUCCUUGUUCUUCUUUGUGUAAGUUACAGGUACAGUUUGGUGAAGUUAGUAGACAUGCACUUUUCACACCCUCGGCAACAGUGUUGCCAAACCAAAGAAAAUGACACUGGAAGUACACUGGUAAGGGUGAGGUACAUUUAACACUAACAAAGAUGCAGUUAAAAAAGAUAUGUAUAUACUUAUUACUCCUCCCCCCUCCCCACCUCUCCCCCUCCCAAGGCAAGCAUGGCAUCUUAAUGGUUCAACUUAUUAUUAUUAUUUAUUUAUUUAUUUAUUUAUUUAUUUUCUUGAUUUGCAACACUGACAAUCAGAAAAGCACUCAUAAUAAAGGAGUGACGAUCAAACAUACAGAAGCUUGGGGUCACAUUCCAUAAUCUUAAGUUGUAAGUGUCUCCACAUGGAACAAACACCACAACAUCUGUAUCUGACCUUAUUUGUCUACAUUUUUUUUAAAUAAGAAAGCUCCUGUGUUGUUAUAGAUGAUUGCAACAGAGGUCAUCCUUUAUCCUCUGCAUUAAGAGUAAUGAUUUCUUUUUUCUUUUUAAAGAUUGUAACUAUUAUGAAGACACACGUGCGCCAAACACAAACACACACACACACACACACACACACACACACACACACACACACACACACACACACACACACACACACACACACACACACACACACACACACACACACACACAUAUACACAUAUAUAUACACAUAUAUAUAUACACAUAUAUAUACACAUAUACACAUACACAUAUACAUAUACAUAUACACAUACACAUAUACACAUAUACACAUACACAUAUAUACAUAUACACAUACACAUAUAUACAUAUACACAUACACAUAUAUACAUAUACACAUACACAUACAUACAUAUACACAUACACAUACAUACACACACACAUUUAAAUUAUCUGAAAAUCUCAAGCAAUAAGAGGUAUAUUUGAUCAGAUAAGAUACAUGUUGAUUCUUGUGUGUGGAGGACUGAGGUGAACAUGGGUUUUGUAUGCAGCCUUGAACCAAUAAAUAUAUCCUCUUCG